Molecule: messenger RNA, 8967 nt
Organism: Chiloscyllium plagiosum (whitespotted bambooshark)
Lineage: Eukaryota; Metazoa; Chordata; Chondrichthyes; Orectolobiformes; Hemiscylliidae
Product: guanine nucleotide-binding protein G(q) subunit alpha
Biological process (GO): adenylate cyclase-modulating G protein-coupled receptor signaling pathway
Cellular component (GO): heterotrimeric G-protein complex; cytoplasm
Molecular function (GO): GTPase activator activity; G-protein beta/gamma-subunit complex binding; G protein-coupled receptor binding
Source: RefSeq, a predicted model, not a curated record
CUCACUCGUUUCCCCCCACUUCCUUUUACCCACAGCAUUCCCUUUCUCCGCCCACAUUCCCGCUCAGGGCUAACGGCGCGCCUGCGCAUUGUCCUGUCUUCCCCCCCUCCACCCACUCCAUUAGCCUUCGCUUCCGGCCGUCAAGUUGGCUCGAGCGGGUGGGGGUGUAUGUAUGUGUGUGAGAGAGAGAGUAAGAGUCCGCUGAGGAGGAGGAGGGGGAAGACAUUUUAUUAUUGUUUUGCUUUUUUAAAAAAUAUGUGUGGACAAUUAGAAGAAAAGACGAUUUAAAAAAAAUCUGAAGGAAAAACAUCAAGGGAAAAGAGGAGGUGGUCAAGAGUUUGAGAGGGAAAAAUAUUUGACGGAGGAGGGUUAUGUCUCCACAGUGAAAAAAAUAACCCGGGGGUCUUUUGUGAAGUGUUUUUUUUUGGAAUUCCUUCCGCCUCCCCUUCCCCUCUUCCCUUCAUGUUUGCCUUUCUGUGAGGAGAAAAUCAUCCCCAAAAUACCUCAGGCUUCAUGACUCUCGACUCUAUCAUGGCGUGCUGCCUUAGUGAAGAGGCGAAAGAAUCCAAGAGAAUUAACGCCGAGAUAGAAAGGCAGCUUCGCAGGGAUAAGCGGGAUGCACGCAGGGAGCUGAAACUGCUACUCUUGGGUACUGGUGAAAGUGGCAAGAGUACAUUCAUUAAACAGAUGCGAAUUAUACAUGGGAGUGGCUAUUCAGAUGAAGACAAACGGAGCUAUACGAAGUUAGUCUACCAGAAUAUAUUCACUGCCAUGCAAUCCAUGAUCAGAGCCAUGGAAACCCUUAAAAUCCAAUACAAAUAUGAGCAGAAUAAGGCGAAUGCACAAUUGAUUCGCGAGGUUGAUGUAGAAAAAGUGGCAUCGUUCAAUAGUCCAUAUCCAAGUGCAAUAAAAACUCUGUGGAAUGAUCCAGGAAUUCAAGAAUGCUAUGAUCGAAGGCGAGAGUAUCAAUUGUCAGACUCUACUAAAUACUAUCUUAGCGAUUUGGAUCGUAUAUCGGAUCCUGCCUAUCUGCCCACUCAACAGGAUGUCCUUAGAGUUCGAAUCCCAACAACAGGGAUAAUUGAAUACCCAUUCGACUUGCAAAGCAUCAUCUUCAGAAUGGUGGAUGUUGGAGGCCAGAGGUCGGAAAGAAGAAAAUGGAUUCAUUGCUUUGAAAACGUGACAUCCAUCAUGUUUUUAGUGGCACUUAGUGAAUACGACCAGGUUCUUGUAGAAUCUGAUAAUGAGAAUCGAAUGGAGGAGAGCAAAGCACUAUUUAGGACGAUAAUCACAUAUCCCUGGUUUCAAAACUCCUCAGUCAUUCUCUUCUUAAAUAAGAAGGAUCUCUUGGAAGAAAAGAUUAUGUACUCCCAUUUGGUUGACUACUUCCCUGAGUUUGAUGGUCCACAGAGAGAUGCGCAGGCUGCACGAGAAUUCAUUCUGAAGAUGUUUGUUGACCUGAAUCCUGAUAGUGACAAAAUCAUCUACUCUCACUUCACAUGUGCCACAGAUACAGAGAACAUCCGUUUCGUCUUUGCAGCUGUCAAAGAUACAAUUCUGCAGCUGAAUCUAAAGGAGUACAAUUUGGUCUGACCAGACCAGAGAAAAGGAGAAAAGAAAAUUUAAACCAUAAUGACCGCAAUUGUUAUGAUCUGUGAAGUUUGCAAACUGCUAAUUGUCAUCCUGGAUUCUUGUCUGUGUGUGUCCACAGAGUUGUAGCUUCUUCUAAAACAAGAAAAUGGUUUUAUUCAAUGCAGGAUCGGGGAGGGGCAGGGAGACACCUUUUUAAUGUGCAUCUUUUUGGGUGCCAAUCUACAUUUCCAUAUUUUCAAAUAUCACUUAAUAACUAGCUGUAUAACAGAUAGUUGGCUUGAGCUACAAUCUCUCUAAUGCUUGUUCAAAUGAAGAAUAGCAGGUGUUAUUCCACUUGCAAAAUCAAAAUGCAAUGCCAUCCCCUCCCCUCUGCUCUUUCAGUUUUGCUGGCCUUCUGCUCCUUCUGCUGUCUGAUCACAGAUUUGCUCUGUGAUGCACAGUGGUGAUGUUUCAGGGCUCUGUCUGACAGAAACCAAGCCAUCACUUGCAUAAUUGAUGUACUGUUUCUGGUUUAUUUGUUUUUUUUUCUGAUCAAUGAGAACGUAUUGAUACUGUGAUUUAUUUUUUGAUUUUUUUUAAAAAUAAAUUAUUGAUGUUAUACAUAUAGUUUGCUACUUGCUGUAUUUCAGCCAUGGACUACAAAGAUGGGAGCUCACUAAGCAUUAGCAGGUUGAGCAAAUAUCAUGGAAACUGGGAGGGGGGUGGAAUUGGCUUAAGUACUUAGAAACCUGAGAUGUGGAAAUAAUGAUUACUUGGCAAACAAAUGAAGCCAAAUCUAGUAUAAAGAAAUAAGUGUAUUUAUCUAAUUUAUGGACCAGUAUACUUAGGCUUGAUUUCAGAUUAGAAUGUUUCUGUAUGAGUUGGUUUACAGAUGCUCAGCUGUUGCCAAACUUUGAUUUUUUUUUUAACUGCUGUACACUACAGUGGCAAGUUGUGGAGUCUUUUUUAGGGUGACUUGCUAAACAGAAGUUGAAAGUUUAUGCUUUUUUUCAGAUGAGGGGUUUUAACCUUGAAAGUGUUUAAUAGCAAGUUAGUUUUAAUGUGGUCAGGUACUUUUACAGAUUUUUUUUUUAAAACAUAGGUAUGAUAUCAGGCCUGUUUGAAAAGAAGACCUCUGUGUUUUAUAGGAAUGCAGGUGGCAAGAAAGUUGCACUACACAGCUCUUAAUUUGUGUGAUUUCUCUGUACAAAAGUGAAAGAAUGGCUUUUAUACAUGCUGCACAGUGCCAUAAAUAUAUUGUACCUUAAGUUGAGAAGGUUUGACCUCGCCAAACAAAUAUCAGGACUACUUUGUAAUGUUAAAAGUUGUAGGCAGCCUUUCUGGUACAAUUGCUACAUCCCACACUCGUGGUUUAAAUACUGUGGUUUGGUAGAGAUGGCAUCUAUAGAAAAAACUGAUCUGUGCUUUUCUUUUUCUUUUAAUGUAGUUGGAGAUGCAUGUUUAUCUUGCAUUCAAAUCAUCAUGCUGCCACCUAUUCAGUAUACUUGGUGUAUAAACCUUAAUGAUGCCUUUUCGUUGUACCUACUGACUUCACCAGCAGGGGUGCCCUGUCAUUUGCUCCAGGCAUUUGGCUACAAAAAGGGCUUCAUAUCCAAAAUUAUCAUAAUUGAUUUAGUACUAAAUAGUUUUUAAUCACACUAAAACAACUGGGAUAUGUUAGAGAUUAGGAUGAGUUUGAGCAUCAACUGUUGAAAGUUGCAGCACUUUGCUGUUUGACUAUAAUCUAAAAUGCUUUUUCAAGUAUCAAUGCUUAAAAAUAUAAUCUUAGCUAAUUGAUUUCUGUUUUAUUUUAUAAUAAUGGAAUUCCAGACUAAUGAUUCAGAACUAAAUAAAUCUCAAACUGUAGACAUUAUUUCAAAUGUGGUUGAAAUUGUGAUUUUGUCAGCUGUGAAUUUGAUAUAAUGAAAUGUAAUGGUGAGAGAGUUAUUUGGUUUCAAAAUGUUGUCAAAAUGUUGUAUUCAUAUUGCAUGGAAGAGCAGAUAAGUGUUAAAGGUUUUGAUUGGCAGAUCUGUGUGAAAACAGGUGGUAGCAAGAACAUGUCAUUCCAGCCCUUAAUAUUAAUUCAUUUAUUAAAAUAUGAUUAGUACUUGACUGUUAAAUCAAGUAAUACAACUGUUUAUAUUACUGAUUUUUAUUUUUGGUGAGUAUUAUGAUUUUGCAUUCGCCAUAAUGCAGUCACUAAGCUCAGUGCCCUUUUUGAAAAGGAUCUUCUAAAAUUAAACGUAUGCCAUAUCAGAGCAGAUGCAUAUAAGAGUAUAAAUGUGGCACCAUUUAACUUGUAAGAUCUUGUGGGCCUACCCACAGAAAAUCUAAGGAAUUUGGAAAUGCCAAAGCAACAUUUAUAGAGCUUUUUGAAAAAGUUUCCAGAGUUUUUGCAUGUGGGAAUAAUGCCUGCCAUAAACAUUUGAUUUCAUUUAAAACACCUAACUGUCAGGGAGGACUGAUGUUAGAGAAUUUAUUGUUUUUGCUAAGUUUUAUAUGUCUCUGGUCUACUUAGACUGCUGCGAAAACAGCCAAAUAUUGUGUACACUACAUACCAUUGCUAAACACUCCAAUAUCCUGCAAAACUAUUCUGUAAAAACUAAAUGCCAUUGUUUUAAUAAACCAGUAUGGUAACAUGGCAUUAGGUUUCCUUACUCUUAAGUUUACAUGAAAGGUCUUGGAAGUUUUGACAGGACUAGACUGUGUGAACACCUAAUUUUGCCCAAUUAAAAUGAUCUUAAAAUGAAAAUGUGGAAAUUGUCUGGGGAGAGAUAAGAUAGUGUUUAUCUUUGUUGAAUUUUAUGGCAAUGAAGUAAAGCAGAGGAGUGCCUUACCUAAUCCCAAAAUGAUUUUUUUUGCCAGUAAUAGACACCCUGAAGUUUUAUUCUAUAGGGCUAGAACAAAGAUUGUUACUCCCCUUAUAUUUAAAUUUAAUAACAAUUCAAAAAAUCACAUUUAACUAUAAGAUAUUUGUGCAAUUCAAGAGUGAAAUCAAAACAUAAUGAAAUUUUAAUUAACCAAGGGAUGUGGGUAUGUUUAAUAGCGAUCUUUGGAAAACUAGGUUUGCUCAAUAAAAUUUCAAAAUUGAUAAAAUAUUGUUAUCCUGACUGCAAGCAAUCUAAAUGUCUAAAAUCUAACAGACCGUAAAGGUUUUACUUGUCAGCAUGCAAUAGAUUGUUUCAGCUAAACAUACCACAUAAUGGAAUAUGCAUGCUUAUAAUUGAGGAUACAUUUUAGAUAUUUGCCCUCAUGCUACCGAUGUCCACAUUUCUAGAGUUGACUUUUGCAGAAUUUAAUGCAGCAGGAGCUUAUUUUCCCCACCGUGCUUUUUAAAAUGGUAGCAAUCCUUUCAUCCAUUCAGAUGUAAUGAAUUAAUUAAAAAUGAGUAUCAUCUUGUGUACAAUGUGUAUACAUGUUUUGUUUGAAUGCUAUUGAACAAAUUGAAAUUUGCGGUGGAUAAUAUUGUUUCAGAUUACUGUUGCAGACUUUCAGCGGUCACAUUAUGUUCUAAUAUUUUCAAUAUCUAGCAAUUCUAUAAUUUAUUUCAAAUUAACUAUUUGUUUCAGUGAAAGCAAAAUUCUGAGGCUGAAUUUGUGAGCAUAUAGUUUUGUUUUUUUUCUCAAAGGGUAGAAAAAAUAUUCUUGAAUAAUCCUAAACAAUCUUCUCUGGGUUGUUGGUGAACUUUUAGCUGAAAAUAGCUGACCAACAUCUUCCCAAGUCCCUUAGAAAGGAAAAACUGACUUUUUUUUUAAAAAGAGGUUUAUUUGCAGUAGUUGUGGAUUUGAUAGUUUCAGAACAUUUAGCUUUUGAAUAAGUUUCCCACCUCCAGUCAGGAUUAGUCAGUUGAAGUCAGCAUAUAUAUGUCACAGUUGGAAUUAAAAUCUAAUAUUUUCAAAUGUAAGCAAAGCAUUAAUUUUCACUCUUAAUAUUUGACAAAUAAGUGUAACUUGUUUUAUCUUUAAAGCCAGCCAACCUGUGUAAAUAAUAUUUUGAUUCACUUUAUACCUAUUGUCAUCUAGAGUUUCCAAGGAAAAAUUCCUUUCACUUUGGAUGCAAGAGUUUUAAGAAUAAACGCAAGUUUUAAACUAACUGGGUGAUCCAUACUUGGCCUGGGUUCAGUGCAGUUUUAAUAUUGUUGUUAUGCAUAACUUGCAAGCAUGUUGUUGAGAACAUGGGCCCAUAGUCAGAAAAGAUUACAUAGAAUGCAUAGUGUUGGGAUUCCAAUUUACACUUUUUGCACAUUUACUUUUGUGAAUAUGGGUCCCUGUAUAAGGAAAAAUAAUUUAACAAAUUGAGGGUGAUAGGUAGUUUUAAUUUUUAGCCAGAUUUGCAAAAAAUGUAUAAAAUGUAUGUAGCAUAUGCUUGCAUAAUAUAGGAAACUAAAUGGGAAAUGUCUCUUUUGUAUUGUAUUUAAACCAGGGGACCAAGCUUCUGUCAGAAAACCUAUUUUAAUUUGUUUUAUUUGAGAACAAGAAAACAUUUGAUUUUUAAAAAUAUACUGGCAUAUUAGUAAUUGCAUUAUUGUAGUAAUCUUCCUGGCUAUCUGUUCUACAGUAUUGAAAACUGUCUAGGCUAUUUUUCCACAUCACUUUCACUAUCGCAAGCUUCUGCUUUUGCCACUGUUCUGUGAAUAUUUAGAGAAAUUGGGGAUUGAGUAGCUAUGUUAACUGAAUGUACCAUGGUUCUUUACUGCUUGCUUAUUUCUUAGCUUAGGGAUUCUGUGACAUAGUGGUAAUAUCUGUGCCUCUGAGCCAGAAGGCUUGUGUUCGAGUCAUACCUGCUCCAGAGGUGUACAGUCACAUCCCUGAACAAGUUAAUCAGAAAUGUCUAGAUUGUGAUGGACGGAGUAUUUUGUUUAAAUAUGAAACAAUGCUCGUGUACAGGUAGGCAAAUGUUAGAGGAUUGGGAUUAUUUCUGUAAUAUGUGAAAACCUUUAUUACAAGCUAAAAUCAAUUAAAUGUUUAUGUUCCUUAAUUCGAGUAUGCAGUUUGUUGAACUAACUACUUUUUUAAAAGCACAAAAUGGUGCAACUUAAAACCUAUUUUACAAUUAUUUGGGCUAAGAUUUUUAAAAAUCUUAAUUUUUUUUUGUUACCUUGUCAAUUGCCAAAUAAUCAUUUUUAUAAAGUGGAUUAAUAAUUGCUGAAAAAAUUCAUUUGUUUUGCAGUUUUCAAUUACUAAUCAAUCUCGCUUCCCUCACCUCCGCUUUGGCUGUUCCAUGAGGAACAACAAAUUCAUGUCAACAGCAUAAGUCAGUUACCAUGUUUAAUUCAUGUGCGUGAAGUUGUCCUUACACCUUGUAAUUUACAGAUGAAUGUUUUGCUGUGAACUAGAUUGUAAUGUUUAUAGUAUAACAUUUGUUAUGUUGAAAGGUAUCUACUAAUGAAGUGCCAAAUGGCCUUUUGCAAAAGGAGUUACUAACUUUCGAUCAGAGUACAAAGCAUUGCAUUUGAGUGUUGGAACAUUGGCCUGUACCUGGAAUUUUUCAAUUUUAUUAUGACAUGAAGAGUUCCCAAAUGAAGGUGGUGGAAUUCGCCCAUUAGAAAGAGUGAAAUAAAUAAAUAAUCUGAUUGACUUGUAUGUAACUUGUGUCUCAAAAUGGAAUAUUUUUGUGCAAUCUUGGAAUACGUAUGAAGCCCACAGUCCUGCAUGGAAAAGAUAUAUGUAAAAAAGGGGAGAAAUUUAAAGUUCCUGGCAAGAAUGGAGGAAUGAGUAUUUAUUUAGUUUGUGCUCCUAGUUUACCAACUGGUGUCUUUCCAUUUAAUUUUAUUUGUGGUAGCCUUAUUUUCCAGACUCUUCUUUACAUUCCUGUUCUCUCUUUAUUGGAUUUAGCCUUUGCUUCUGCUUAUUAGAAUUAGGUUUAUUGUCAUGUGCUUAAGUACACUGAUGUUACAGCAUUAAUUAUUAGGGGCCUGGCUAUGCUCAUUUUCACAGGGACAUUUAAGAUUGAUCUUGCAUUAGAAAUUCCAUAUUGUUGAAUGUAGGUUUUAUAUUUGUAUUACGAAUGAUAGGAUAUCAUGUUUUUUCCUUGCAAUGUUAAAAAGGGAGCAGCACUAAAUGUGAAUGUGGCAACAUUCCGCAAUGUUUGAAGACUAUAAAGAGAGAGUUUAAAUGUAAAAGAGCAAGUCGGACUGAGGCUGUAGAGUGUGGUGGUGUUAGUGGGCGCAACUAUUAUAAACAUAGCAUUUGAGGAAGCAAAACAUAUGGAUGAACUUAACUGACAAGUUUAGUAAUAAGAUGUGAAUUUGAAUGUUUUUGUGCUAUGAUGAUAAAAAGCAAACAAUUGCGUAUCAUUUUUAGUUAGCCUUUGGGAAAGGAGUUGGUGGGAGAAAAUACUCAAUACAUCAUCUCUGGCCAUUUUUAAUGGAGAAAGUGGUAUCUAUAGCUCCUGCAGAGCCACAAAAUAACUACUUUGUCUUAAGUUUCCAAAUUGCAUUGCUGAAUAGACGUUUUGUAAGCAACAAAAUGGGGUGACAGGAGAAUUUAAAUCUUUCUUUGCAGCUUAUUGCCUAGACAGCAAGUAACACUAAUGGGCAUCAUCGUCAACAGAGAUAUAUGCAGGAAGGGAGAUUAUGGAAACAAAAAUCUGACAAGACUUUGCCUAAACGCAGUGAAUCAUAGAAGCGUCCUUGCUAUAUUUAAGGUACUAAAAACUAAAUGUGGAAAAAUAAGCCUGUUCAGUUAUUUGGGAAUAAUGCAUUUUGAGCUGAAAAGUUGUCAUGGGCUUCAGUAAGGUUGUAUAUAGAAUGAAUAUUAGACCUCUGUAAAUGUCCUGGCUUCAUGCAAAGUAAAUGUUCUGUCAUAGACCUGGGUUGUUAACAUUUUAGUAUUCAUUUGGUGGAAUCUUCAAACUUCAUCUUUUGUUGUGUAUUUUUAUGCUUGUAACUUUUUGAAGAAAAUUGAAGCAUGGCAGCCAUCAGCAGUGGUGUAUUGAACUAAAAUAUGUAUUACUGAUCUUUCACAGAUUUUUUUUAAGUAAACCAAAUGUAAAUUAUGUAGAAUAAUGAAUUAAAGUGUGCCAAGUCCCUUCUUUGUAGUGCCAGACUCUCUACAAGUGCCAAUGUGGUGGAAAUUUAGGUUGGACUUGUAUAUUAAGUCCUGUUAAAAGGAAACUUUAAACUAUUUAAGAGCUAUAUCUGCUGUUUUUAAAUUGUGUCAUUUUAAUGCAUGUAUUGUUGUUUUGGAGGGGCCUAGUUUUUGAAGUAAAACAAAUCUUGUACAAUAAUUACCUGAGAAGGGUCUUACUGGUUAUUAAUACAGUAUUUUUCGGCCAUAAUUUUGUAAUAGUUUAAUUUGACCUCUGUUGCUUGACCCUCAUGGAAACAUGGACUUGAUUUUCAUAUCCUUCUCCUGAAAUUCUCUGUUUGAAAUUGGAAUAAAUUUUGUUCCUAUA